Messenger RNA from Balaenoptera musculus (blue whale), 1059 nucleotides. It is a transcript of the gene GPR139, whose product is annotated as G protein-coupled receptor 139. The transcript is spliced from 2 exons. Gene Ontology annotation, biological process: G protein-coupled receptor signaling pathway. Gene Ontology annotation, cellular component: membrane. Bases 1 to 1059 code for a protein of 352 amino acids. The record is from RefSeq and is a predicted model, not a curated record. Lineage: Eukaryota; Metazoa; Chordata; Mammalia; Artiodactyla; Balaenopteridae. Gene Ontology annotation, molecular function: neuropeptide receptor activity.
AUGGAGCACACGCACGCCCACCUCGUAGCCAACAGCUCGCUGUCCUGGUCCCCCGGCUCGGCCUGCGGCUUGGGCUUCCUGCCCGUGGUCUACUACAGCCUCUUGUUGUGCCUCGGUUUACCAGCAAAUAUCCUAACCGUGAUCAUCCUCUCUCAGCUGGUGGCUAGGAGACAGAAGUCGUCCUACAACUAUCUCUUGGCACUUGCCGCUGCUGACAUCUUGGUCCUCUUUUUCAUUGUGUUCGUGGACUUCCUGUUGGAAGAUUUCAUCUUGAACAUGCAGAUGCCUCAGGUUCCCGACAAGAUCAUAGAAGUGCUGGAAUUCUCAUCCAUCCACACCUCAAUUUGGAUUACUGUUCCAUUAACCAUUGACCGGUAUAUUGCAGUCUGCCACCCGCUCAAGUACCACACGGUCUCCUACCCAGCCCGCACCCGGAAAGUCAUUGUAAGUGUUUAUGUCACCUGCUUCCUGACCAGCAUCCCCUACUACUGGUGGCCCAACAUCUGGACUGAAGACUACAUCAGCACCUCCGUGCAUCAUGUCCUUAUCUGGAUUCACUGCUUCACUGUGUACUUGGUGCCCUGUUCCAUCUUCUUCAUCUUGAACUCAAUCAUUGUAUACAAGCUCAGGCGGAAGAGCAAUUUUCGCCUCCGUGGCUACUCCACAGGGAAAACCACUGCCAUCUUGUUUACCAUUACCUCCAUCUUUGCCACACUCUGGGCCCCACGUAUCAUCAUGAUCCUCUACCACCUCUAUGGGGCGCCCAUCCAGAACCGCUGGCUGAUGCACGUUAUGUCCGACAUUGCCAACAUGCUGGCCCUUCUGAACACGGCCAUCAACUUCUUCCUCUAUUGCUUCAUCAGCAAGCGGUUCCGCAAAAUGGCGGCCGCUACCCUCAAGGCCUUCUUCAAGUGCCAGAAGCAACCGAUACAGUUCUACACCAACCAUAACUUUUCCAUAACAAGUAGCCCUUGGAUCUCGCCGGCCAACUCACACUGUAUCAAGAUGCUGGUGUACCAGUACGACAAAAAUGGAAAACCUAUAAAGGUAUCCCCAUGA